AGCCACCGCCCCCCAGCCAGCGCCUUUUUUUCCCCAUACAAUACAAGAUCUUCCUUCCUCAGUUCCCUUAAAUCACAGCCCCGGGAAACCUCCUCAGUGCCUGCAUCCCGCCACGCGCCAGCAUGUCUGGGGGCAAAUACGUAGACUCCGAGGGCCAUCUCUACACGGUUCCGGUGCGGGAACAGGGCAACAUCUACAAGCCCAAUAAUAAGGCCAUGGCCGACGAGGUGAAUGAGAAGCAAGUGUACGACGCACACACCAAGGAGAUCGACCUGGUCAACCGCGACCCCAAGCAUCUCAAUGACGACGUGGUCAAGAUUGAUUUUGAAGAUGUGAUUGCAGAACCAGAAGGGACCCACAGCUUUGAUGGCAUCUGGAAAGCCAGCUUCACCACCUUCACUGUGACGAAAUACUGGUUUUACCGCUUGCUGUCCACCAUCUUUGGCAUUCCAAUGGCACUCAUCUGGGGCAUUUACUUUGCCAUUCUCUCUUUCCUGCACAUCUGGGCAGUUGUGCCAUGCAUUAAGAGCUUCUUGAUUGAGAUUCAGUGUGUCAGCCGUGUCUACUCCAUCUACGUACACACCUUCUGUGAUCCACUCUUUGAAGCUAUUGGCAAAGUAUUCAGCAGUAUCCGCAUCAAUAUGCAGAAAGAAAUAUAAGUGACAUUUCAAGGAUAGAAGUAUUCCUGAUUCUUUUUUUUUCUUUUAAUUUUCUUGGUGCCAAUAUAAAGUUUCCAGUUGCUAAUACAGCAAUGGUUUAUCAAUGUUUUUUCUUGGUUCAGAACAAAGAAAUCACUUUCUCGGUCUUUAUUAUUUGUCUUCAUUUAUUUGAUACAGCAGAGCUAUUGCAUCUAUUCUUAGUGACCUAAGUUUUUAAAAUCCAUCCCAACUAUUUCUUAACUCUUCACUUGCAUGUGGAUCAUUACUGGCUGAGAUAAUGGACAUAAUUGUUGAAAUAUAAUUUGAGCAAACUAUAAAGAAUUGAAAGGGGAGGGGAAAAGAAAGGAACUAAUAACCUCAACUGUCUACUCUAAAACGAUGAUGUGAUAGAAAGGGAAAAUUUUCCAGCAUACAGGUAUACCCACAUACUGGUAUGUGGGAAGAUUCUAUUAAGUGAACUUUUUCCCACACUAUCUAAGGAGCUAGCAAGUUAUUGCCAUUUACCUUAACAACCCAAUGGGAUCUAGUGGUCUUUAUCAAGUUAUACAUUAUAUUUUGUAUCCACACAACUCCACUAAUGCCUUAUUCUUCUUGAUAUUUUAACCUAUGAUACAUUCAAUGCCUGAAUAUUUGUGCAGAUGAAAUCUAAGUGCCUUCCUAUUUUUCACAUGUUCCAUUUCUAAUGAAGUCUAAUUCAUCUUCUUUCAUUAGGUCAUUUAGGUCCCUAAGGUCCAAAAUUCAAAAAUCUACACUUUUUCUGACUCACAUACAGGAUCUAGUGAAGCACAUGUCUAUGCUUGAUUAUGUAGCACCAAUGAAAUGAGCUAAUGUAGAAGAAUGUGACUGAGCCCUUUCUGGGCUAAGAGGGAUGGAAGCCAACUUUCCUGCCUCUCAACAGCUGAAUGAGGUCAGCAUGUCUAUUCAACUUCAUUUACUUAUCAAGAAUAAUCACGCUUCCCUGAACCCCAAUUUAUCUAUCACUGGGGUGGUUUUGUGGCCUAACAUAGUGUUACCUUUUCAGCUGAUCAGUGGGACUCGGGCAGGGCUGUCAAAAUGGAGGCCAUGUCAAGAGUUGAUUCAAGAAUGACCACUUCUAAGUAAAGAAUUUGCAACUCUCUCUUAUGCUGUGACACUUAGCCCUUCCUUCUACCAGGAGCCUUGGACAUAAUCCUAGCAUUAUUUUACUCAGACAGACCUUGGGGAAGAGGCAGUAACAAAAGACUGAAGUAAUGUUGCUGGAAUGAGUUCCAAGUUCUUCUGAAAAACUGAGGAAUUUCACCUGUAAACCUGAGUCAUACUAAAAGCUGCCUGGUACAUCCAAAAGCUUCUAAUUCCUCCUGCUCAUAUUGCUGUGAUUUUAUCCUUAGGAACAUUUAAAAAG
Molecule: messenger RNA, 2040 nt
Organism: Perognathus longimembris pacificus (Pacific pocket mouse)
Lineage: Eukaryota; Metazoa; Chordata; Mammalia; Rodentia; Heteromyidae
Gene: Cav1
Product: caveolin 1
Exons: 3
Coding region: 123-659 (178 amino acids)
Biological process (GO): negative regulation of protein tyrosine kinase activity; caveola assembly; negative regulation of endothelial cell proliferation
Cellular component (GO): Golgi apparatus; perinuclear region of cytoplasm; cytoplasmic vesicle
Molecular function (GO): protein kinase binding; transmembrane transporter binding; molecular adaptor activity
Source: RefSeq, a predicted model, not a curated record